AUGUCAAAAAUUAUCCUCUCCAUCAACGCCGGCUCCAGCUCGGUCAAGAUCUCUGUUUACACAGCGACAUCAGGAUCCGAGCCAAAGCAACUCGCAGAAACCCAAAUCGAUGGCCUUACUUCUCCCCCGCCGCAACUGAAAUACACACGCGCCUCCAAAUCCAUCUGUAAAGCUCAGAAACUAGAAGAGAAAAUCACGACACAGAAAGAUGCUUUCCAACACAUGCUCAAGAUGCUUAUUGACGACUCCGAAUUUCCAGACAUCCAGAAGCAGGAGGACAUUGCCAUCGUCUGCCACCGCGUUGUGCACGGCGGCGACUUCGCAACUCCCCAGAUCAUCAACGAAGACACAUACCAUAAACUCGAAGCCCUAACUGAUCUCGCGCCGCUGCAUAAUGCCCCAGCCUUGGAAAUAGCGCAAUACUGCAUCAAGGGAAUGCCCAAGACGAGGAAUGUGGCCGUCUUCGACAGCGAGUUCCACCAGACUAUGCCGGAGCAUAUCAGGACGUAUCCGAUCAACCAAGAUAUCGCGAAGAAGAACAAGUUGCGGAAGUAUGGAUUCCAUGGGAUUAGUUACUCGUUUAUUACGAGGAGCGUGGCUGAGUUCUUGGGCAAGAAGGAGAGUGAGACGAGUUUGAUUGUGUUACAUCUGGGUAGUGGUGCCAGUGCGUGCGCGGUGAGGGGUGGGAAAAGUUGGGAUACGAGUAUGGGCCUGACGCCGCUGGCGGGCUUGCCAGGUGCAACGAGAAAUGUAGGAAGGAUCUCUCCAAACUCAACCGCGGACCUGCACAUCUCCCGCGCAGAAGAGAUCUUGAAUAAAGAAUCUGGGUGGAAGUCGCUAACUGGCACCACGAGCUUCGGCACCAUCGUCGCAUCAGACGAUCCCAAGAUGAAACUCGCGUUCGACAUCUUGCUUGACAGAAUCAUGAACUACAUCGGUGGCUACUACGUGACCUUGCACGGAAAGGUUGACGCGUUGGUCUUUGCAGGUGGUAUUGGCGAGAAAAGUUACUUUUUGAGGAGGAGAGUCGCGGAAGAGGCGGCGUGUUUAGGGUUUGAGAUUGACAGAGAGAAGAAUAGCAAGGUGAUUGAGGAUGUGGUGCAGGAUGUUGGGAAGGAGGGCGCCAAGCACAAGCUGCUAGUUUGCCAGACUGACGAGCAGUUUGAGAUGGCGAGGCUUUGCACUAUGGAUGAUAAGUUAUUUAAACUGAUGUAG
Drepanopeziza brunnea f. sp. 'multigermtubi' MB_m1 is the source of this 1215-nucleotide messenger RNA. NCBI's taxonomy places the organism in Eukaryota, Fungi, Ascomycota, Leotiomycetes, Helotiales, Drepanopezizaceae. The record is from RefSeq and is a predicted model, not a curated record.